Molecule: messenger RNA, 2624 nt
Organism: Magallana angulata
Lineage: Eukaryota; Metazoa; Mollusca; Bivalvia; Ostreida; Ostreidae
Exons: 19
Coding region: 215-2287 (690 amino acids)
Source: RefSeq, a predicted model, not a curated record
UGGUGACGCAAGACAAUAGCGUGAGGUCAUAAUAGGAACUUAGUCAUUCCUGAGUACCAAUUGUUGUUACUUUUUUUCGUCACAUUUUUUAACAAACUUUGGAAACAAUAUGUAAAUUAUUAUUUUUUCCAGCGGAAAGUGAUCUCGUUUUAAUACUUUAUUUCGCGUUGUCAUACAUUGUACGUGUCGGAAUAAUUGAAGACUAUCCGGGGAUAUGCUUGAAACUCCAGAUGAAAGACGGAGACGUCUAUACGGACCCUCCCGGAAUCUCCGAGUGCAGGAAAUCCGGGAGAGGUUGUCCAAGAGUUGUGUUUUGAAGGAUGGGGAGUAUAACUUGACCGCGAACAAACUAAGCGAUGGGAUCUUCGACAGCAGUUAUAGUCGUGAUUUCUUGAAAAAGAAUCCAGAUAUGGGCGCCUCCCUAGAUCCAUCCUCACUACAAGCACAACAUGGCCAGCUGGACCAUCAUUUUCACCUGGGAAAUGACAGCGGUGGUCUGGUGCCCAAUGAAACGUACCAACAGAGUACCACCAAGGCCGACUUCACAGAGCAGUCCUAUAGCAAGCCCAAAACUUUACAGGACCCUGGAAUCAUUAACUGGCCGGAUAUGGCGCCACGGUACAUGGUCAGCAGAAAGAUGGCGGACUCCGAGUACAAGUCAUCGUAUAUACCGGAUAUACGAGAUAACCCGGUGGCCCCACUGUACCCCCGCGUCAAUACGGCCAUCAUGAAGCUGCCUCUGGACCCUGAGAAGUUUUGGAGACAGAGAGGAACCAACAUCAAGUUAGGCAGCGACGCCCCACAGCUGUUCAGUGAACACCAGAGAGUAUACGGCGUGGGCCGAGAGGGGGCCCCUGACGGGUUUAUCAGGGAGAAGGGCGACAUGGGCAGGGAGGUCAGCAAGAAGAUGAAGGACAUGUCCAAAUUUUCCCACGUGUUCAGGACCGGUGAUUACAAUGGAAUAGUUGGGAGUUUUCAGACGACGGUUAAUGAUGAGUUCGGGCCCCGAACCCUGCCGCCGGCUGAGCACGCCGCUCGAGCCAUCAAGGCUUCACAGAUGAGGUUGGAUAAAAAGAAGGGAAAAGAGGAUUCCGAAGACAGUGGCGUGGAGAGUUCUACGUCAUCAGGUUCUCUUCCUGACGACAACACACGUGUCAAUCACCUAGCGGCGCAUGCCCGGCAGACGACAGUUCCAAAAGUCUUUAAAGAUGCUUUUGACGAGCGUAGUUACCAGACGGCGGCACACUUUCAGUUUGGAUCCGACCCCAGUACCAUUCAUACCGUUUACGGCAAAGACUUUGCCCCAGGAUCCAUGGCCGCCCGAGGACCUCCACAGAAAUGUCUGGUACCAGACGCAGGGAGAUUACUCCAGAACGACCCUGCCUAUGCCCCAAUGAUGUCCACGUCCAACCAGACGGACUACAGCUACACGCCUGCGGCGCCCACUCUGAAUGCAGAAGGGAAAACUCAAAUGGAGGUGAACAUAGAGAAGCGUCAUACGGACAACGUCAUCUUCAGCUUCGACAGGUCACGUCACGCGGCGGAUCGCCAAACCUCACUGGCCCAUACCGACUACCGGGGACCACCAGCCGGCUAUCGACCCAUGGAGCCAAUGGCCAGACCGGAAGUGGAGUUCGAUUACCUGACUCCUAAUGACGCUCUCCCGUAUCCUCCCGCCGAGAACCGCACAUCUGAAGCCAAGAACAACUUCAUAGGAACGUUCAUGUCCGGUGAUCACGCCGUGGACCGCCGUCACGCCAAAAACUCGCUAUGUAAAACCCGCCUGGAGGACGGCCGGAGCACCCACUUCAUCGUGGGCUACAACCCCAUGGAGUUCUCCUCGGAAACGCAAAUGAAAUUCAAAGGAGACAAAAAGAACGAUGCAAACGUUCUACCGGCCGGAAAGACGGAGAGGAACGCCGCCGUGAAGUUCAAGCACGUGUCUAUGAGCGAGAACACACUGGACCUGAAGGCAGCAGACCCGUUUACCGUCAACAAACAGGAGAGUCUGAACGCACGCGCCGCGCACCGGGAUCCGCCCGUGGAACACGCCUUCACCACGUCUGUAAUGAAAGCCGAUUACCCCGCCCUGCACCAGAGAGGGGUGACGGACGCUCAGCUGAGGAUGAUCCAGGACACAGACCAGAAGCUGGGGCAGGAGAUCGCUUCUUCCCACCUUUUCCACACCGACAACUCCGGAAGGAACAACUUUAUAACUACAGCUAUGGAUGACUUUAUAAAACCCGAAACCAUGACGGGAGGUCGCAAGUUGCUUGCUGCUCGCUAAGCAUCGAGUCGGUGUCCUACUGUUGAUGUCUUAUCGGUAGUUAAACAGUGCGAUAGUACUCAAACUAUUAAUUCACAUCAGUAUUAUAUUUUUUAUGCAGAGCCAGAGGUCUCGCAGCUACUCUUACACGAAAUAAUUAGGUUUAUUGUGUGAACAGUAUUCCAAUUGAACUUUUUAAUUUAUAAUUCCAUAUAUUUGAAUGUUUAAUUUCUAUCUUUUUACAACUUUUUAAAUUUUAUUUUACAAUUUUAUUUGUUAUCCGUAUAAACAGUUUAUGUAACCAAGCACAUCAGAAAAUCUGUGAAAUGCUUGGAAAUAUAAAACUGAUUUUAGUUUC